AUACGUAUAUACAUAUAUAUAUGCUGCUGUGUAACCCUUGUGUUUCCUCCCUAGUUUCACCACUCCAGAGAGCACAGGCCCGGUGUCUCGCUGUAGCAGACAGGCUGACUGGGGCAGCCAGGUGGAUGAUGAUGAGAUGAGGAGGGGUGUACACAGAGACAUGCAGCGUUACAGGAGGAGGAUACUGGGUGCAGAGGUUACCCAGCGUGAGAGAAAAACCUCCUCUGGCUCUUCUGGGAGCUGUGACUCAAAAGAGGGAGACCACAUGGAGACUGAUGAGGCUGUGUUGCUACGGAGACAGAAACAGAUCAACUAUGGCAAGAACACACUGGCCUAUGACCGAUACAUCAAAGAAGUUCCAAAACACAUGCGUCAGUCGGGUGUUCACCCAAAGACUCCCAAUAAGUUCAGGAAGUACAGCCGUCGCUCCUGGGACCAGCAGAUCAAACUGUGGAAGGUCAAACUGCACGCCUGGGACCCCCCAACAGAGGGCGGCCAAGACAAUGUCCUGAAUAACAUUGAGGAGCUGGGUCUUGGUGAUGUAAUGGACAUUGAGCUGGACUUCCCAAACUUGCCAGACUCCCAGAAUGCCCCAACCACACACAGCAUUUCUCUUGAUGGUGAAGACUGUUUGGGCACUCCAGUUAAAGUACAGAAGACCGAAAGCACAGUGGAGCCUGAAAUGGCAUAGCUCAUCACAGAAAAGAAAAUACAACAUGUUCACACACUUCUCAAAUGGUUCAACCAUUCUCCCCCCCCCCCCCCCGACUCUCUCACUUCCCACAGCCCACCAUGUUCCCCAGAAGGACCCCAGGUACUUAAUCUGCUCGAAGCAAUGCUGCAUCUGCACAGCAUCACAACGCUGUGUCUCAGUUUGUAAUUAUUGGUUCAACACUGUAACAUAUUUUGUGUUCUGUCUCCAUUCAUACUAGUGCUUCUUAGUCCAUAGGCUGAGACCUUUUACAGACUACUAAUCUGCUCAGGGAGUCUUCUUUUUUGGCAUUGUUGUAUCAAGCUGUGGUCCGUUUAAAUGAUUUAGGAUUUGAUGUUCACUAAAACACUUGUAGCACUGAUCUGUGGCCCAGUGGAGCUUUAUGUACAAAUGUUAAAUCACAUCCUGCUUAAACUUGCUAAAGUUUGGCUGACCUCAAAGUGUUCUGUCAGCUGUUUGAAGGAGAUGGGCAAACCAAAGGCAAAGUACUUUCCUUUUUAAUAACUCAUACUGACAAGAUUUUUUUUUUUUUUUUCCAAGCGUGUACAAUUUUAAAUACAGAGAAGUAUUACUUCAGUUAUAUUGGGCUGUGAUUUGUUUUUAUAUUGGUUGUUUUUUAAUGCAAAUUCUGCUGUGUUUAUUGCUGUUUCCUUCAUGGUGAAGACUUUAAAAUAAUAAAUAUAAACA
Messenger RNA from Anarrhichthys ocellatus (wolf-eel), 1399 nucleotides. It is a transcript of the gene slbp, whose product is annotated as stem-loop histone mRNA binding protein. Gene Ontology annotation, molecular function: histone pre-mRNA stem-loop binding; mRNA binding. Lineage: Eukaryota; Metazoa; Chordata; Actinopteri; Perciformes; Anarhichadidae. The coding region runs from base 137 to 691 and encodes 184 amino acids. Gene Ontology annotation, biological process: mRNA 3'-end processing by stem-loop binding and cleavage; mRNA transport. The record is from RefSeq and is a predicted model, not a curated record. Gene Ontology annotation, cellular component: histone pre-mRNA 3'end processing complex; cytoplasm. The transcript is spliced from 6 exons.